AUGACGGCCAACAGCAGGUACAAGAGCCGCGCGCCGCGGGCAGAGGAUGGAGAGGAGAAAGAUUACGUUGGCUUCGCCUCGUUGCCCAAUCAGGUGCACAGGAAGUCGGUGAAGAAGGGCUUCGACUUCACCCUCAUGGUGGCAGGUGAGUCCGGUCUGGGUAAAUCCACUCUGGUGAACAGCUUGUUCCUCACGGACCUCCACAAGGACCGGAAGCUGCUCAAUGCGGAGGAGCGCAUCAGCCAGACGGUGGAGAUCACCACACACACCGUGGACAUCGAGGAGAAGGGCGUGAAGCUGAAGCUGACCAUCGUGGACACGCCGGGGUUCGGAGACGCCGUCAACAACACCGAGUGCUGGAGGGCCGUCACCGGCUACAUCGACCAGCAGCUGGAGCACUACUUCAGAGACGAGAGCGGCCUCAACAGGAAGAACAUCCAGGACAACCGAGUGCACUGCUGCCUGUACUUCGUCCCUCCGUUCGGACACGGGCUCCGCCCCGUGGACAUCGAGUUCAUGAAGGCGCUGCAGGAGAAGGUGAACGUGGUUCCUCUCAUCGCGAAGGCCGACUGCCUGACCCCCACCGAGGUAAAGAAGCUCAAAGAGCGGCUCAGGGAGGAGAUAGAUAAGAGCGGGAUAAAGAUCUACCAGUUCCCCGACUGCGACGAAGACGAAGACGAAGACUUCAAGCGUCAAGACAAAGAGCUCAAGGAGAGUUCUCCGUUCGCUGUGAUCGGCAGCAACACCGUGGUGGAAGCCCGAGGUCAGAGGGUGAGAGGGCGGCUCUACCCGUGGGGCAUCGUGGAGGUGGAGAACCCGUCCCACUGCGACUUCGUGAAGCUGAGGACCAUGCUGAUCAGAACCCACAUGCACGACCUCAAGGACAUCACCAACGACUGCCACUACGAGAACUACCGAGCCCAGUGCAUCCAGACCAUGACCAGUAAGAUGAAUGAUAAGCGGGUGGAGAGCCCCGUCCCGGUGCUGCCCUCCCCCGACGUGGACACGGAGAAACUCAUCAAAAGGAAAGACGACGAACUGAGGAGGAUGCAGCAGAUGCUUCAGAAGAUGCAGCAGCAGAUGCACGAGCAGGACCUGUGACCUCUCAUGUGACCUCUCAUGACCUCUCAUGUGACCUCUCAUGUGACC
Messenger RNA from Cyclopterus lumpus (lumpfish), 1149 nucleotides. RefSeq names its product septin 5b (gene septin5b). Lineage: Eukaryota; Metazoa; Chordata; Actinopteri; Perciformes; Cyclopteridae. Gene Ontology annotation, cellular component: septin complex; septin ring; synaptic vesicle. The record is from RefSeq and is a predicted model, not a curated record. The transcript has 12 exons. Gene Ontology annotation, molecular function: molecular adaptor activity; GTPase activity; GTP binding. Bases 1 to 1101 code for a protein of 366 amino acids. Gene Ontology annotation, biological process: cytoskeleton-dependent cytokinesis; regulation of exocytosis.